GGUUGGAUGCUGCAGGCCCUUCGUUUGAGGGAACUUCCCCCAGCAACCGGCUUUCUCCAGAUGAUGCCAAUUUUGUGGAUGCCAUUCACACCUUUACCCGGGAUCACAUGGGCUUGAGUGUGGGCAUCAGACAGCCCAUAGCGCACUAUGACUUCUACCCCAAUGGGGGCUCCUUCCAGCCUGGCUGCCACUUCCUAGAGCUCUACAAACACAUGGCCAAGCACGGCUUAAAUGCCAUCUUCCAGACCAUAAAGUGUGCCCACGAGCGAUCGGUGCACCUCUUCAUCGACUCCCUGCUGCACGACAGCAUGCAGAGCACGGCCUACCUGUGCGACAACAUGGACAGAUUCAGCCAGGGGCUGUGUCUGAGCUGCAGGAAGGGCCGCUGCAACACGCUGGGCUACCACAUCCGCCAGGAGCGGCACAGCAAGAGCAAGAGGCUCUUCCUCGUGACGCGAGCCCAGUCCCCCUUCAAAG
Galeopterus variegatus (Sunda flying lemur) is the source of this 477-nucleotide messenger RNA. Its product is annotated as hepatic triacylglycerol lipase-like. NCBI's taxonomy places the organism in Eukaryota, Metazoa, Chordata, Mammalia, Dermoptera, Cynocephalidae. Gene Ontology annotation, molecular function: lipase activity; apolipoprotein binding. The record is from RefSeq and is a predicted model, not a curated record. The annotation marks the transcript as partial. The transcript has 2 exons.